CUACUAUCGUCACCCAUGGCGCUGCAAAACCUCCCCACCGAGCUCCUCGAUUCAAUCUUCUCCUACCAUGACCCUUUUCCGGAUGAGCCGGUAUUAACCAGCAACCACUUCCGCGAACUACGGCUCCUCUGUAGAGCUUUCAAGCGGUCGGCCACGCCGCUAGCCUUCAAACGCGUCCGGCUAUGCGAAUUCAACCGUGAAGCGUUCGAGCGCAUCGUGAACCUCUCGCGAUGCUCCGAGAUCGCGAACUGUGUCACCAUCUUCGAGUACAAAGUGGUCGAGCACAUCUCCCCAGCGGAUAUCCACCAAAUCGACUCGAUAUGCCUCCUUGGCGAGGACACCCUCCUUGCCGACAGCAAAGCGAUGGCCCGCGAUCUCUUGGCACGCCAUCAGAUGUACCUUGCGCAAACCGACGUCCUGGGUACUUACUUCGACAUCCUCUCGCUCGCCCGCGCGCUCCCGGCCUUCUCCAACCUGCGCACAGUCACCAUCUCCGCGUUCGCCAGCGAGCCCUACCGGCAAUACGAUGCGAGCCCCACGCGCGCCUUCUGGGGGCUGAUCAAAGCGCUCAACCACUGCGAGUACGAAAUCACGACGCUUACGAUCGCCGCGUGGCACCCACCGAGCCUGUUCCCGUCCGCGUACUACCAGCGUCCCGCCGCGGAGACCCCCUACGCCGACUCCAAGCCGCAGCAGAUCGCCAACGUCGUCGCCAGCAUCACGCACCUGGCCCUCACCAACAUCCCGCAGGUAUACCGCGGCCCAUGGUGGCAGUGCGCGCUCCGUACCGAGAUCGUGUGCCACUGCGUUGCCGUCGAAUCGCUCACGAUCAUUAUCGACUCUGAGCGCGUGCCCUACGCGGACCCCGACUCCUCCUUCCCGUCGUUCCGCAACAUCCUCUUCGAGACGCCGCUGCACUUCGCGCUCUCACCGUGGGCUAUUGAUUACAGGCUCCCGAAGCUGGCGCAUCUGGAGCUCGCCGCCACGACGCGCGAGGGCGCUCACCUCGAGGAUCCUACCGUCUUCCUCACAAUGCACAAAGACACCCUUAGGUCGUUGGUCUGUAGGAAUUAUUGGAUGAUGAGCCAUCUGUUGAGGCCCGGGUGGAUCUCCGAUAAUCAGUUUAGAACGGUCGUGGCCAAAUUCCCGGAUUGUAGGUUCGAGGGGACGCACUGGGCACCACCGGGUUCGGGUCCGUGAAAAUGGUGUUGAGUGAGGAGAGGCGCAGGUUCGUCAUAAAUGAGGUUGAGGUUGAGAGGGGGGG
Tricharina praecox is the source of this 1264-nucleotide messenger RNA. RefSeq lists its product as uncharacterized. The record is from RefSeq and is a predicted model, not a curated record. The transcript has 2 exons. Lineage: Eukaryota; Fungi; Ascomycota; Pezizomycetes; Pezizales; Pyronemataceae. Bases 16 to 1200 code for a protein of 394 amino acids.